AUGUUUUGGCUGUUCCAAGUUAUCAAAAGACUAUGGGUGUCAGCAUUUAACCAGAGGAAUAUACUGACGCUGCCGAUCAAUAUCAUGAGGAAUUUUGCACUGGUGCUAAUAUGGCUGUUUUCAUUCAACAACGCUAAAUACAUUCCAAACAAUAUUAGACCGCCCAUCAGGUCAUCGUUGGCGUUUCUAGCAGACGCAUUCAUGUUUGGGGACACAUUCAAAGAACUGAACCAGCAAUACCAAUCAAAGGUAAUGUCACAGGUGUCAAUAGCUACAGCAUUCGCAUUCACGGUGGUGUGUCUUGUUCUAGCACCAGCAGUAGUAUGGUUCUACUUGUACAGGGUACGCAGAAUUAAUUACAAUGUCGUAGAGUGGUACGACCACAUCUUCCAUUUCGAAAACAAAAAUAACGACAAAAGACUCAGAUUGAUCAUAGUACCGUUCGCACUACCUUUCCUUUGCAUAGUAAUGUUGGAUUUCCUACACUUGUUCUCCUUCCAAUCGGAGGAUAACUUCACGAAAUUCAAAGAUCUGCUUGCAUGGACGUCGUACGUCAUAUUUCAUGUAAUGAUGCCCAUCCUCACAGCAGUGUACUUGUACGUCUUCCACCCGGCGGGGACAGUCAUGUGUUUUUCGCUAGCACUCGGCGCACAAAACAUUUUCGGUCUGUUGACACACCUGUUGCUCCCCACCGCAUCCCCCUGGUUCAUACACAUGUACGGUGCGCAGAACAAAGACCAAGUUAACUACGACCAAGAGGGGUACGCAGCGGGGCUCACUAGGGUGGAUACACACCUGGGGACGCAUAUCAACACGAACGGGUUCCACAAGAGCCCGAUCGUGUUUGGUGCAGUCCCCUCAUUGCACUCAGCAAUUGCAUUUCAGUGUUUCCUGAUGAUCGUCACUAGAGCAAGCUCCGUGAAACACAGAUACGUUAGGUCUCGCACAAUCACCCAUGGGAACGGCAGUGGUGGGGUCCAAGGGAACGAGAGUUUCCCAUUGAGUGAUAUGUCCUCAGGAGAGGACUGCUACGAGGAGGAGGAUGACUACGAUGAGGAUGAGCUGGAUACGGAAACGUCGUCGUCUUCCAUGUCGAUAACAGACGUGGACGAGAUGGACCCAACAAAUGCAUCUGCAUCCAGGGGGGCGACAACUUCGAACUCCGCAGUGCUAAGAAAGGGGAACUCACCACAGUACGUUUAUUUAUACGAUAUGGAUUACUCGCAGUACACGUCCAGAUGGUACUUCCGUAUUUUCAAUAGGGGUCUUGUGGCAAAGACGUGGAUUACAAGUUACGUCUGCCUGCAGUGGUGGGCAACCAUGUACUUGGACCACCACUACCGGUUCGAUCUGUUUGUCGGGCUCGGAUACGCAUUACUGUCGCAUUAUUUUAUCAACUGGGCCAUCCUACAACGCCGUGUACUGAGAGACUUUAUUGCUGUUAGGACAGGCAAACGCAAAGACAUUUACAAUGAGUCGAGGACUUACGGGAUGAGAGUGUUCCAAGGCACAAGAUUCGAGUGGUUCUUCGAUCCACUGGCAUAG
This is a messenger RNA of Huiozyma naganishii CBS 8797, 1545 nucleotides long. It is a transcript of the gene IPT1, whose product is annotated as inositolphosphotransferase. Bases 1 to 1545 code for a protein of 514 amino acids. Gene Ontology annotation, molecular function: inositol phosphoceramide synthase activity. Gene Ontology annotation, biological process: sphingolipid biosynthetic process; inositol phosphoceramide metabolic process. Gene Ontology annotation, cellular component: inositol phosphoceramide synthase complex. The transcript has a single exon. NCBI's taxonomy places the organism in Eukaryota, Fungi, Ascomycota, Saccharomycetes, Saccharomycetales, Saccharomycetaceae. The record is from RefSeq and is a predicted model, not a curated record.